Messenger RNA from Pelagomonas calceolata, 1014 nucleotides. NCBI's taxonomy places the organism in Eukaryota, Pelagophyceae, Pelagomonadales, Pelagomonadaceae. The record is from the annotation of a GenBank genome assembly.
CUCCGUCCGGCUGCCCACUCAAAUUAAACGCCCUCCCCGCGGACGCCUUCGACGCACGGACGCACACGAAUACUCCACAGAAACCGCUCCCGCCUCCUGUUCGACCGGCAGCGCAAAAGGGCACCCCACGAUGUCGCUCCAGCGCCCCCUGCACUCGCCUCCCAAGGCCGAGCACAACCUUUUCGUCCCAGACAAGGAGCAGCAUCCUUCGCCUCCGCGCGAAACCCAGAGCCAAAAGCCUAAAGCCAUCCCGGGCUACCGCGGUUUUAUCAGAGGCAGCCAGCACUAUUAUGGAUUAACGGACGGCGAGGUCUCGCGGCGCGCGCCGUCGCACAACUUCGCGCCGACGCCCGCGGGGAAUCCCCAUGAAGAGGCGGGCCCGCGCGUCGCGACGGAAAGCUUGGACAGCGCGGCGCCGGCCCGCGUGCUGGGGUAUUCGGGCCAUAUUCCCGGCCGUGUCACCCGCUACGCCGAAACUUUCGGCAGGACGGUAGAAAACUCCUUCGCGGAGCACCGCAAGUCGGCGUCUCCCUCAAAACAUCGCAUCGUGUCCACGUCGACGACAGAAAUGCCGUCGGGGACGAACACCAUCGUCUUAGAUAAAGACGAGGUACGGUUCCGGGAAGCCAGAGCCCUAGGGAAGACGCUAGCAUUGAGGCACGAGCUCGAGGCCUCGCCGGGCUACACGGGGUGCAUCCGGGGCGCGCAGCACUUCUUCGGGUCGACGUUCGCACGCGUACAAAAAGAGGCCAAGACGAUAUACCCGCAGAAAGGUAUACUGAGCGGCACGGACACGGAGCGGAUCCCCAGAGAUAGGAUCAACGGCUACACGGGCCACCUGCCGGGCGAGAAGUCUGCUUAUGGGAGCACCUUCGGCCGGACGUGCGGCGACUGCCUCGACGAGUUCCAGGCGUCCGUAUCAAAGACGGCGGCGGCGGGCUACCGGAUCCUCCCCCUCGCCGAUUUUUCGGUAGCGUCGCCGAUCAAGCGCGAGUAGUAAUCUUAUUCCGUUAC